Molecule: messenger RNA, 1805 nt
Organism: Cryptococcus deneoformans JEC21
Lineage: Eukaryota; Fungi; Basidiomycota; Tremellomycetes; Tremellales; Cryptococcaceae
Product: expressed protein
Exons: 4
Coding region: 129-581 (150 amino acids)
Source: RefSeq, a predicted model, not a curated record
CCAACGACUCUCUUCAACCUUUCUUUCGCCUCUUGCGCCAAACCUCUACGCCCUUUAUCCGCUUGUUCUCGUGCUAUGCCAGGAUUACACUUCGCUAUUUGACCUUGACUCACCGCCCAGCCAUCAAUAUGCCUCGUGAGCCGCAAACCACAGAACGUCCACCACCUCCUGCUCCCGAACAUCGUGCUCAGCGUAUCGGGGACCUGCUUGAACGCGAGUAUAUGCCGACGAGGCUUGAGUGGAAAAAACAGUCUUACGAGAAACUUUUCGAUGCCCUGUGCUAUGAUGCAACCAGAGAGGACAACUAUAGAACGGACAUGCUCCAACUGUUUUUUCUCAAAUAUUUUUGGGACAUGGGCUAUUUGAAGAGCCACGAUAUGUUAAUGCCAUUUUCGCAAACGGACGCAAGUAAGGUAAUAAAUCAGUUGGUGCCCUCCAAGGUGAGAACAACGAAGGCAUCUGAAGUCCGCUCUCCUAGUCAACCAAGUUCGACUACCGCCGGUACCCGAAUUCCCGAUACUGCGAUAGUUUUCUCUUAUGAACAUCCGAAAGCCAAGGCAAACGAUCCGGCAUUCGAAUGACAGAAAUUAAUCAGGUCACAGUCCAUCUGGCUUGUCGCCGAAUUCAAGAUCUACCGACUUCGCAGGAAUGACCUUCCCUCCAAUCCAUCCACAGCCAACAAUCAGAGUAGAGUUUGCCUUGGGCAAUGUCUCACGUAUUUGGAUGCGGGGUAUCAGAUGUUCCGCUUGCGCCGGGCUUUAGCAGUUUGUGGUACCAGAUUUGCCAGAGUCUGGACACUUUCUGAUCGUCCUGAAGGUAGGACCUUCGCAGUUGAAACCAGUCGUCCUUUUGGCAAUAGCGGCCCUAUGGCUGCUGCCGACUUUUUUAGCCAAAUCAGUCUCGACCUCUUUCCCCAUAAUCUCAUCACUCCAUCACCUUCCACGCACAGUUUUGCCGUCGACCACCAGAAAUGUGGACUUCUCGAGCGCACUUUCUCUCAUGUUUGCGACAGUAUCCUUUCGUAUACUGUCCAGUCAGCUCUCCGACCCCACUAUGAGGAUACUUUUGACUAUGGCACAGAGGCUGAUCCUUCUACCUUCACAUCCGAACUUCUUGGCGAUGUUGAAGAGUUUGCUUAUCAAGCUCGUCCCAAACUCAAGAAGAGGAGAGCGGAGAAAAAGGAAGUAGCCCAAAGUAAGACAUUCCAACGGAGGGAUGGUGGGCGGGAAGAUGGUGUGGGAGAGAAAGAGAGGAGUUUGGAUCCACUGCUCAAGGCCGUCGAGAAGUAGCAUCGGAAACAGUAUGUCGUUAAGUGGCAAAGCCAAUUACCUUCAUCACCUUCCUCUUACUAUCCCUUGCCAUCCGCUGAUGACCUGAACAGAGACAUUAUCGAUUAUACCAAUACUAUAGGCCGUUCGACCUACUAUCAGGUAUCAUUGAUCACCAGGGCUGUAGAGAUGCUCAAGAUGGAGAUUAUCCCGAUAUCAACUGCAAGGAUGGACAACCUUUAUUCUGGACAGAUUACCUCCCAGCAUGCCCUUGCGGAUCCUGGCUGGGACGCUGCCAUCAGCGAACUGUUUUCCUCAAGGGCUCGGCGGACUCCACCCCACACCAAUCCACUACCCUUCUACCCCAGUUAUUCACAAGCCUCCCUUAUGUACCAUCAGUGGCACGCAGUGAAAACGCAAAGAACCCUCCUGGCUGCGUCCUGAUCAGGCGUGCUGAUUACAAUAGUUACAGUUGGGCAUGCAUGCAGCUACUUAACGCGGCGCUAGCCGUUUUGCAAACUAAAUUGUAGUAGAAAC